UGGUAAUCUGCUUAGUGUCGGUAAGUACCCAGCUAGAAGCCAGCCAGCGUCCAGAUUGUCUCUUCCUGCCCCAGAUAUGCGACUCAGACAAUAACAAAGCGAGGCUCGAGGAAACAUGUGGCGCGAUCGCUUCACUGGCACGAAAUAUGCACCUCCUCUCCUUCAGGAACUGCAUUGACAGAGUCGUGGAAGAGGUUCUGGUUGGUCCCCUCAACUCGAAGAUGUUUGGCAGCGUCUCUAAGAAGUGGUUUGUGAAGAAGCAGAAGAGGCACCAGCACAGGUCUGGCAGGAGGCCGUGCACCAGGAAGAAGAAGAGAUGGGCGUCCAAGAUCCUCAAACGGCACCGCCAAAAGAUCCUGAGCGAGCUGGACGUCAGCGCGGUGCUUCCCUACCUGGUAUAUGAUAAGGUUUUCACACUGGGGGAGUAUAAGGAGAUACUGGGACACGAGUCCAGCAAGAAACGGACGGAGGUAUUCUUGGACCAUCUGUCCUGUAAGGGGCCGGCUGCAUUCUGUUCAUUCUGCUCUGUUUUGGAGGAAGAGUGUCCUCACCUGCUGACUUCCUUUCUGCUGGAUGAAAAAGAUGGUGCCCCGCGACAGGCCAGGAACGGGGGACUCCCAGUGCCCCCUAACAGUCCAGGAGAGCAACCUCUGUGCUCCCCUCCCACGUACACCGACCCCGUGUUUGACUCCAGGAUACACCCGAGCCCGACUGCUGGCUCCAUCACAGGCUCGUCAGUGAGCACCAUUCAGGGCAAACCAUCACUCCGCCGCAUCAAGGGCCGCAUCCACAGGAGCAAGAGCCUGGACAGCCUUGAUCUGCUCGACUCCCAUAGUGCAGCGAUGGAGGAGACUGUCAUUUGGGAACAGCACACAGUAACACUGCACAGGGCACCAGGGUUUGGCUUCGGGAUAGCCAUAUCAGGAGGUCGAGAUAACCCUCAUUUUCAGAGUGGCGAGACCUCCAUUGUAAUUUCGGAUGUGCUGAAAGGUGGCCCUGCAGAUGGCCUGCUGCAGGAAAAUGACAGAGUCGUUAUGGUCAAUGCUGUCUCCAUGGACAAUGUGGAGCACGCAUACGCCGUCCAGCAGCUUCGUAAAAGUGGGAAAAUUGCCAAAAUUACAAUCAGACGGAAGAGAAAGGUGCAUGUCCCCAUGGGCCGCCUCGGGGAGAGAGAAACUAUGUCGGAGCAUGACGAGGAGGAGGACAGCUAUGACGAAGAGAUCUACGAGACGCGGAGCGGACGCAGCGCGGCCUACAGCGGUGUGGGCGGGGCCAUGAGCCGGCGCAGCGGCCGGAGCAGCGGGCGGCGGGACAGGCGACGUGAACGCAGCGGCUCGCGAGAGAGGAGCCUCUCCCCGCGCUUAGACCGCCACUCGCACAACCUGCCCCCGCGUCCCGCAAAGAUCACACUUGUCAAAUCUCGCAAAAAUGAAGCAGAAUAUGGCCUCCGCCUGGCCAGCCACAUCUUUGUCAAGGACAUUUCCCCCGAGAGCCUGGCAGCCAGAGACGGCAACAUCCAGGAAGGAGAUGUUGUUCUGAAGAUCAAUGGCACAGUGACAGAAAACCUCUCCUUGAUAGAUGCCAAGAAGCUGAUAGAAAGGUCAAAGGGCAAGCUAAAAAUGGUUGUGCAGAGGGACGACAGGGCGACCCUGCUGAACAUCCCUGACCUCGAUGACAGCAUCGCUUCAGCCAACGCCUCUGACCGAGACGACAUUUCAGAUAUCCAUUCUCUGGCAUCCGACCAUUCCAAUCGAUCGCAUGACAGACAUCGCAGCAGCCGCUCCCGCUCUCCAGACAGAAGAUCUGAACCCUCAGACCACUCCAGACACUCGCCCCCACAGAUCAGCAAUGGCAGCAGUCACAGAAGUCGUGAUGACGAACGGUCCUCGAAGCCGUCUUCUACUCCAGUGAAGCUACCAGAGGACGUUCCUCUGCCCAAACCGAAGGAGGCGGCUGUUGCUCGAGAGGAGAAACAGCUCCCACCACUCCCAGAGCCCAAGCCGGUGUAUGCUCAGCCUGGACAGCCAGAUGUAGACCUGCCAGUCAGUCCCUCUGAUGCCCCUAUGCCGAGUGCUGCCCAUGACGAAAGCAUCCUACGGCCAAGCAUGAAGCUGGUGAAGUUCAGGAAGGGGGAGAGCGUGGGGCUGCGGCUGGCCGGGGGGAACGACGUGGGCAUCUUUGUAGCCGGAGUGCUCGAGGACAGCCCGGCUUCUAAGGAGGGCCUGGAUGAGGGCGACCAAAUACUCAGGGUAAAUAAUGUAGAUUUUUCAAACAUAAUCCGAGAGGAGGCGGUGCUGUUCCUACUGGACCUCCCUAAGGGUGAAGAGGUCACCAUUCUGGCCCAGAAGAAGAAAGAUGUGUAUCGGCGGAUUGUGGAGUCUGAUGUCGGGGACUCCUUCUACAUCCGGACACACUUUGAGUACGAGAAGGAAUCUCCGUACGGGUUGAGCUUUAACAAGGGGGAGGUGUUCCGGGUGGUGGACACCCUCUACAACGGGAAGCUGGGCUCCUGGCUGGCGAUCCGCAUCGGCAAGAAUCACCAAGAGGUGGAGAGAGGCAUCAUCCCCAACAAAAACAGAGCGGAGCAGCUGUCCAGCGUGCAAUACACUCUCCCCAAAACAGCGGGCGGCGACAGGGCGGACUUCUGGAGGUUUCGUGGUCUUCGGAGUUCAAAGAGGAACCUGAGGAAGAGCAGAGAGGAUCUCUCCUCCCAGCCAGUCCAGACAAAGUUCCCGGCUUAUGAAAGAGUUGUACUGAGAGAGGCCGGUUUCCUGAGACCCGUGGUGAUAUUUGGGCCGAUAGCUGAUGUUGCUCGAGAAAAGCUUGCCAGAGAAGAGCCAGAUCUUUUUGAGCUUGCGAAGAGUGAACCGAGAGAUGCAGGAACAGACCAGCGGAGUUCAGGAAUCAUUCGUCUUCACACCAUCAAGCAGAUCAUUGACAGAGACAAACACGCCGUCCUGGACAUCACCCCCAACGCUGUGGACCGACUGAACUACGCUCAGUGGUACCCGAUUGUGGUCUUCCUAAAUCCUGAUACGAAGCAGGGGGUGAAGAACAUGAGGACCAGGCUGUGUUCAGAGUCCAGGAAGAGCGCCAGGAAGCUCUAUGAGAGAGCCAUCAAACUGAGGAAGAAUAAUCACCACCUGUUCACCACCACCAUCAACAUGAACAAUAUGAAUGACGGCUGGUACGGAGCUCUGAAAGAAACGACCCAGCAGCAGCAGAACCAGUUGGUGUGGGUGUCGGAGGGCAAGGCGGAUGGCACGACGGAGGAUGACUUGGACAUCCACGACGACCGUCUGUCCUACCUGUCCGCGCCAGGAAGUGAAUACUCCAUGUACAGCACGGACAGCCGCCACACGUCUGACUACGAGGACACGGACACGGAGGGCGGAGCCUACACGGACCAGGAGCUGGACGAGACGCUGAACGACGAAGUGGGCCUGCCCACGGAGCCCGCCAUCACCCGCUCUUCCGAGCCCGUGCGAGAAGACCCGCCAGUAAUUCAGGACACCCCUGGUUACCCUGGAUACCAGCAACCGGUGCAGCCCGACCCAGCUAGUCGCAUAGACCCUGCCGGGUUCAAGAUGGCUGCGCCGCAACAGCGAGCUGAGGCUGCUCCGCCCCCUGCUGUUGAGCAGCCUGUACAGCUUGAGCCUAUGCACCUAGAGGAGCCGCCUGCUGCAGCCGCAGCUCCUCAGGCCGACUCACUUAGCAGCCUCAGCCCUGCCCCUGAGCUUAUUCAGUCACCACAUGAACCCCACCCAUCUGGACCGCCUGGUCCAGAACCAAAGAUGUACAAGAAAGAUCUGUACAAUAUGGAGGACCCUGUGCGUAUCCACCAUGGCCUGAAGCAGUCUUUGAGCUACUGUCACCAGCCGUUCCAGGACAAACAGCCAUACCGCGAAUACCACCACCCGCCUUACGGAUACGACGGCUACUCAGAACCAAAGCCUCACAACACCGACUCUCACCCGCACUACGACAACCGUGUGCCUCAUUACAACGAACAGUGGCCCCCCUACGACCAGCAGACCUCGUCCUCCCAGCCCGCAGGGUACCAGCCGGGCCACCAGCAACCCAUGGGCUACAACGCCCGGUCGCCCUACGACGACGGACCGGGGCGGGACUACAGCCCCACUCGGCCGCGUUACGACGAGGCCCCUCCCGCGGGCUACGACGGCCGCCGACGGCACAGUAAACCUGGGCCCGUUCGUUACGAUGAGCUCCCGCCCCCGUCUGCCUACGAUGCCCGCUCCCCUUACGAGGCAGAACCUCACGGCUUCCCCAUUAAUUCGCCUCGAUCGCCGGAGCCCCCAAAGCAGUAUUACGGUGACUCUGGUCUGAGGCCCACCUACAUUCCUGGGCCGGCAAACCGUGGCUUUAAGCAAGGGAUGCACGAGCCGAUGAUGAACUCUGAGCCCACAAUUCCCCUUCCUAAACCAGAGACCCUGCCCUCUCCCGGUGAGCCAGCGACCACUCCGGGAUCCAAACCCCUCCCCCCUCCGCCACGGGAAGACCUGGACGAGGACCCGGCCAUGAAGCCACAGUCGGUGCUCAACAGAGUGAAGAUGUUUGAGAAUAAACGGUCUGUUUCUAUGGACAGGGCUAAAGAAGGAGGGGAAUCGGCUCUCAGGCCGGCAGAUGUUCCUAAACCUGUGAUUGCACCUGGCCCCGUCCUCAAAGCCAACUCCCUGAGCAACCUGGAGCAGGAGAAGUCCAGCUACAGGGCCCCUGAGCCACAGAAGCCUCAUACGAACCACUAUGACCCAGAUGAGGACGAGGAGUACUACAGGAAGCAGUUGUCCUACUUCGAUCGCCGCAGCUUCGACAGCAAGGCCAUGAGCCAACCGAGUCCUGGCAUCAACCGCUUCCACGAUCUGCCCAAACCAGCUCAGAUGUCCUACCCUUACAACAGAGUGGAGUCUGUAGAGAAGGUGAGUCCAGUGGAGAAACGAUAUGAACCCUUGCUACAAAUCAGCCCAUCCUCUCAGUACGGGCCCCCGGGGUCCGCCACGUCGCCCAACACACUGCUCAAGCUCAGCCCCAACGACGCCAACUCCAUACCCGAGCUACUGAGUUCAACCAAUCCUAAACCCGAGCUGCCAGCUCUCAGGCCGGCCGGCCGAGAUGACCCCCCCCCUGGCGGCUACCUGCCCCCCAGGGGCCUCCCCGACAAAUCCCCGGUCAAUGGCGUCGAAACGGCGCCCCCGAAGACGCUGGGCGCUCCGACGAGCUACAACCGCUACGUCCCCAAGCCGUACAGCAGCUCCGCCCGGCCCUUCGAGCGCAAGUUUGAGAGCCCCAAGUUCAACCACAACCUGCUGCCCAACGACACGCCGGUGAAGACGGAGCUCUUCGGGAAGCCCAGCGGGGGGAAGCCGGCGCUGUCGCCGCAGCCCCCGGACCACGACAGCGGUCUGGACACCUUCACGCGCACCGUGGACAACAGGCCCAAAUACCAGCACAAUAACAUCAACGCCAUUCCCAAGGCCGUCCCUGUCAGCCCCAGCACGCUGGACGACGACGACGAGGACGAAGGACACACGGUGGUGGCCACGGCCCGGGGGAUUUUCAACUGUAACGGAGGGGUCCUGAGCUCCAUCGAGACGGGCGUCAGCAUCAUCAUCCCCCAGGGCGCCAUCCCCGAGAACGUGGAGCAGGAGAUUUACUUCAAGGUGUGCCGGGACAACAGCAUCCUGCCCCCCCUCGACAAGGAGAAAGGAGAAACGCUGCUAAGUCCGCUGGUGAUGUGCGGCCCGCAUGGACUCAAGUUCCUGAAGCCAGUGGAGCUGCGCUUACCUCACUGUGCGUCUAUGACCCCCGAUGGUUGGUCUUUUGCUCUAAAAUCCUCCGACUCCUCGUCGGGUGAUCCUAAAACCUGGCAGAACAAAUCUCUCCCCGGAGACCCAAACUACCUGGUGGGGGCAAACUGUGUGUCCGUGCUCAUUGACCACUUCUGAAGAGGGCAACAGCUGGCCUGUUACUGAAUGUGAUAAACAGGGGACCUCGGGUGCACGAUGCUCGAUUAAGUAUGAACCUGAUGCUCUCACGUUGUUAGCUGUGCCCUAAAAAUUAAAAAAGAAAAAUAUCGACACACACAAGGAGAGUCGGAGGAGUCCAGCAUCCCCAACGCUGGACUCCUCUUUUCCUUUCUUUUUUUUCUCCGGUGCUUUCAAGGCUUGCAAAAAAUAAAGAUUAAAACAAGUUAUUCAAACAAAGGAACUGAAGUUGGAAUGCAUGACCAGUGCCACAGACUGAAUAAUCUCGUUUUGACUAUUUUUUAAAGCUAAUUUUGUAAAAAGGUCUGAGCGGUGCAGAAAAAAUGAGAAUUUCUGGAAACUCAUUCAAUAUUGCAAUGGGAUUUUUCGGGUACUGUAAAAAAAGAAAAAAAAUACAAAAGAAAUAAAAACUCACAAACAGCAAAGUUGGUAUAUGCAAAACUUUUGUUUGUGAGUUCUGUGGUCAUGCGUUUCACUCAUGAAGGAUCUCUAAAGACUUGAGAAAGCCCGACUCAUGAAGGAAGACGCAGAGGCAUCAUUUAGAUGAAGAAGAAAAAAAAGGAAAAAGAAGAAGGUUAAGUAUUAGUACCAGAUGCCCAUUUGUUCUGACGGGGCUCUCUCUGUUUAAAACUGAUGUUUUGUAGCAAUGUUUUACCGUAGAUAAAUAUACUGACUUGAUUUUACAAACUCCUGCUGUCUAGAGAUCUAUGCAUGUGCUAUGACUCAGGUCCAGAAGCCUGCUACUACUAAAUUCAACACAUGAAAAUCCCAUCGUACACUGCAAGCAGUGAUGCCUUAUCUGCAUAUUAACUUUUCAGUGAAACUUUAAAACAUCGGUUCCUUCAGUUAUAGCGAUCACUACGGAAGAAAAAGGUGUCUCUGCAUUUUCUCAUAAACAGUGAACUUGGAUUUAGCACACGAGAAUAAUUGAGGCUGAUGAAAAGGUAUGCUUUCUUUUACUGCUAUGCAUAUGAAGUUUGAGGAAAUACAAAAAGCUAGAAGAUGAUAAAUUGUUGCUGUACAUAUUGCUAGUAUAUGGCCUUGGUUCUCUGUAAAUGAACUUUUGUACAUCUUUGUUAUUUUGUAUAAAAGAGAAAACGUUUGUUUAAAAAGAGAAGGCAGUUACAUUGGUUAUGUUUGUAUUCUGGUUAUACCCCUGAGCCUUGGAACUGACAUAAGCAGUAAUAAGUCUGACUUUUCUACCAACAUAUACACACACUACUUAAGGCAUUUUUAACGGUCAGAAAACUUUUUAUUCUUAUUUACAAAAUAGAGAAGUGCUUGGUUUAAAUGAUUUUAAAAGAUGUUCUUGAGGGGGUCUGCUGUGACGAGUGGUCCCUUCCUUUAUUUGUGAUACUGGAUGCUGUAUUGUGUGCCCUGAAAUGUAUUUUUGUACUAAUAGACAAUUUAUUAUGGCACAUCGGUACUAUUUUCUUUUGAUAUGACAACACUGCUUCAACACAACACUAGUUUAUUUCCCCGUGUGGCUGACAUUUUUAUUUAUUUAUGUUCCUUUGGUUCAACUUUUUUUUUCUUUCUCAUUUGCGUCACAUUUCUAAGUAUACCACUGUAUUAAUAAAUAAAUUCAUUUUUAAAGUAA
This is a messenger RNA of Pseudoliparis swirei, 7602 nucleotides long. It is a transcript of the gene tjp1b, whose product is annotated as tight junction protein 1b. Lineage: Eukaryota; Metazoa; Chordata; Actinopteri; Perciformes; Liparidae. Gene Ontology annotation, cellular component: bicellular tight junction; plasma membrane. Gene Ontology annotation, biological process: protein localization to cell-cell junction; positive regulation of blood-brain barrier permeability; cell-cell adhesion. Bases 147 to 5963 code for a protein of 1938 amino acids. The transcript has 30 exons. Gene Ontology annotation, molecular function: cell adhesion molecule binding. The record is from RefSeq and is a predicted model, not a curated record.